This is a messenger RNA of Arachis stenosperma, 1296 nucleotides long. RefSeq names its product LEAF RUST 10 DISEASE-RESISTANCE LOCUS RECEPTOR-LIKE PROTEIN KINASE-like 2.5. Gene Ontology annotation, molecular function: ATP binding; protein kinase activity. The record is from RefSeq and is a predicted model, not a curated record. NCBI's taxonomy places the organism in Eukaryota, Viridiplantae, Streptophyta, Magnoliopsida, Fabales, Fabaceae. Gene Ontology annotation, biological process: protein phosphorylation.
AUGGGGUAUCCCUUCUCUGCGCCUAUCAGCUAUCCUUUAGCUCCUUGGUCUUUGUUGAAGUGCUCCAAGUGGCAGAAAAACUACCCUAUUGGAUUCAGCAGUUCAGGUGUAACAAUUACAGCAAUUGCAGUUGUCCGACUGUUGGUUAGUUGUUUUACGUGUAAGUUGUUAAGGAUAAAGAGUAAUCGAGAUAUUGAGACCUUCUUAAAAAAUCAAGUCUUGACUCUAAAGAGAUAUAAAUUCUCGGAUGCGAAGAAAAUGACCAACUCUUUCAAAGUUAAGCUAGGACAAGGUGGUUAUGGUGCUGUGUACAAGGGAAAGUUAUGCAAUGGUUCUGAUGUUGCCGUCAUUUUGAAUCAAUCCAAAGGAAAUGGUGAAGAUUUUAUUAACGAGGUAGCUAGCAUUAGUAGAACUUCUCAUGCUAAUGUUGUCACCCUUCUUGGAUUUUGCUUAGAUGGUCACAAAAAAGUUCUUAUCUAUGAGUUUAUGUCUAAUGGUUCACUUGACAAGUUUAUUUACAAAAAAGAACCUAAAAAUACUCCACUCUUGAGUUGGGAUAAUUUGUAUCAAAUUUCCAUAGGGAUUGCUAGAGGAUUGGAGUAUUUGCAUAGAGGAUGCAACAUUCGAAUUUUACAUUUUGACAUAAAACCACAUAACAUCCUUUUGGAUGAAAACUUCUGUCCUAAGAUUUCAGAUUUCGGACUAGCAAAGCUUUGUCCUAGAAAAGAAAGUCAUAUUUCCAUGUCUGAAACCAGAGAAACAAUAGGGUAUAUAGCCCCAGAAGUGUGGAACAGACAUUUUGAUAGAGUUUCACAUAAAUCUGAUGUUUAUAGCUAUGGAAUGAUGCUUCUAGAAAUGGUAGGAAAGAAGGAGAAGAACAUAAUUGCAGAGACAAGUCAAACAAGCGAGAUGUACUUCCCUGAUUGGAUAUACAAAAGUCUUGAACAAGGCACUCAGGUAGGACCUAACGACGAAGAGUUAUCAAUGGAGGAAUAUGAUGUUGUUAAGAAAAUGACAGUGGUGGGUUUAUGGUGCAUUCAACCAAUUCCAAGUGAUAGACCAACAAUGAGUAAAGUUGUAGAAAUGUUGGAAGGCAGUAUGAAUUCCCUGGAAAUUCCACUAAGAGGUCUGUCUUCUCCAAUAAGAGUGGUGAUAGAAUCUUCUACGGUUGUACCGUUGGUAGAAUCUUCUUCUAUUGUAUCGGUUGUAGAAUCUUCUACUGGUGUAGAAUCUUCUAUUGUAUCAAACACACAUUAUAACCUGAAUGUUUUCACUGAAAACAAAAAUGUCAGCUAG